This is a messenger RNA of Arabidopsis lyrata subsp. lyrata, 2283 nucleotides long. RefSeq lists its product as uncharacterized. The record is from RefSeq and is a predicted model, not a curated record. Bases 36 to 1967 code for a protein of 643 amino acids. NCBI's taxonomy places the organism in Eukaryota, Viridiplantae, Streptophyta, Magnoliopsida, Brassicales, Brassicaceae. The transcript is spliced from 11 exons.
UUAAUAAAUGCUGGGAACUUUCAGAAAGUCCGGCCAUGGCGACGAUUUCUCAGAUACCUUUCUCUCUCUCCUUCCCUUCUCUCGAAUUUCGGAAACCAUUGUUAUACUAUCAUCGCCAUCAUCAACCUCAACUUUUUGUUUCGUACUUGAAUUACACGAAGAAGAAGCAUAGUUUUGUCUGUUUCGCUUGUUCCAUCAAACAAACCAGAGUUCGUAAGAGAGUGAAGAGCAAUGAGGAGCUUCGGAGUGAGAUUAUGGAGUUCGUUGCUUCAGCUGGGCUUCCUCAAGGUCACGUGCCGUCCAUGAAGGAACUCUCCGCACAUGGAAGAGUUGAUCUUGCCAACAUCGUCAGACGAAGAGGAUAUAAAUUCAUCAAGGAACUUGUUGCAAACUCUGAUACGGAAGACUGUAACGAGCUAGUCUCUGAGAAUAAUACCAACACUGAAACAGAAGGUCAGGGCGAAGAAGCACUGGAUGUUGUUGACGGAAACUUGUCUACUGAACUACCUUCGAGCCGUGAAGUAUACUUAACUGCAACAGAUGGAAGACUGCCUCUUGAUCAGGAAAAUGAUAGUUUCUCUGAAGAAGUAGUUGUCACAGAUUCAAGUAACGAGGCUGAAGAACAAGCAAGUUUGAGUAAAGAUGAAUUUAUAUCCUCUUCGUCUGACGAUGGAGUUUUGAGCUUGGAAAACUCCCUUUCUAACUUGGGUGACAGUAAUCAUUCAGGAGAAAUCACAGAAAACAAUUUUAAGGUUGAGAGCGUGGAGCUCAAUGAGAGAGCUGACAUUGAAAACUCUUCCUCGGAAGCUUCAAUAUCUGCAAACUAUUCUCAAGUUUUAGAUGAUACUUCAAGCCGUCCUACUGACGCAGAAGCUGGCAAUGUUUUGAUGACAGAGGAUGAGAAGCUCAACGGUGUGGACAAAGAUUUCUCUCUUACGUUUGAUCAUUACACCAGUCCUACCUAUAAUCAUUACACCAGUCCAGAUCUUAGUUACACCAAACAUGUUGACAUUGCUUCUGGAUCCUCGUAUGAUUUGACCUCGGAGAAUACCAUGGCAAAUGCAGAGAAUUUUCAGAAUCAGCAGAUUGACGAUAUGGCUGAAAAUCGUUCUGGUAGUGCUGAUGAUAGUUUAGUUGAGUCUGAGGAUAAGGAUUGGAUGUCAGGACUCUCUUCUUCCACUUCAAGCAUAGAAGAAAAAACAACCAGAUUUAUACAGAAUGGAUACUUGGAUACAGUUGAUGAUGAUGAAAAUGGCAUACCUAAUGAAAGCUGUCCUGAAGACACUAAAGAAGGUGUAGAAACAACCAAAGGUGGUGCGUACAUAGGAGACAGUUAUGGUGGUCAGAGAAGUAUCAGUAUGCCACCAAAUGGAAGUGCCUUAGCAUUGGAGGAGGUUACCCAUGCUAAAGAACUUAAUAGCUCUGACAGGAAUAGUGAUCAGAGAGAUGGGAGUGCUGACCUGGACACGGAUUCACAUGAUGAGACCAUGAAACGGGAAAAUCAGGUUGAAAUUGAUCGGCUGAGGUUCAUGCUGCAUCAAAAAGAGCUGGAGUUGUCAAGGCUGAAAGAGCAGAUUGAAAAGGAAAAGCUGUCUCUUUCAGUUCUCCAAAGACAGGCCGAAACAGAGAUCCAAAAGGCCCAAAUGCUUAUCUCAGAGAAGGAAGUUGAAUUGCGAGAUGCUGAGGAAAGUCUUUCAGGAUUGCAAGAGGUUGUGAUUGAAUAUUGUGGAGAUGGUAAUGUUGUGGAAGUGACUGGUAGCUUCAAUGGGUGGCAACACCGAGUGGGAAUGGAGCUACAAGCAUCCAAGUCAAUCGGGAAACAGAAAUGCUGGUCGACAUUACUGUGGUUAUAUCCCGGUACAUAUGAGAUUAAGUUCAUCGUGGACGGGCAAUGGAUAACGGAUCCUCAAAAAGAUUCGGUUACAAGAGGGCACAUCACAAACAACAUUCUCAUAGUAGACAGCUGAUGAUCUCUUGCUUUUACUGAUUUUUCGAGUCGAAUUCACUCCAGAUAAUCGGUGCAGGCUUAAACAGGGGAAAAGGAGCAGAGUAAAUCAUUUCAAAGUUUUAUUUUAGCCUCUUCAAUUAUUUCAAAUCUAGGAUGUUUUGCUUUCAUUCUUUAAGGCUUAGGGAUAGACUCUGUACAAAAUUGUAAUUUAAGGUAAAAUAAUACAUUAAUAAGGGUUCAAGUCCCUUAGAACGCAACAUAAGCAUCAGGCUUAUAAACCGUUGAAGACAAAAUGUGUAAAAACAGAGAACCCUUAUGGGUUACUUUCCUACCAA